Molecule: messenger RNA, 384 nt
Organism: Cornus florida
Lineage: Eukaryota; Viridiplantae; Streptophyta; Magnoliopsida; Cornales; Cornaceae
Product: putative disease resistance protein RGA3
Exons: 1
Coding region: 1-384 (127 amino acids)
Biological process (GO): defense response to fungus
Molecular function (GO): ADP binding
Source: RefSeq, a predicted model, not a curated record
AUGUGGGUGUGUGUUUCCGAUGUCUUUGAUUUAAAACAAAUUGCUGAAAAUAUUGUAGAAAGUGCAACAGGUAGGAAACCUGAAAGUCUUCGGAUGGAAGGAGUGCAAAAUGAGCUUAGGAGAGAAAUUGGGGGGAAAAAGUAUUUACUUGUGUUAGAUGAUGUGUGGAAUGAGGAUCGUGAACAAUGGAUAGGCCUUAGAGAUCUCUUGAUGAGUGGUGCACAGGGAAGUAAGAUUUUGAUAACCAAUCGCACUGAAUUUGUGGCUACUAUAACGGGGACAAACUGGUUGUAUACUUUGAAAGGCUUGUCUGACCAAGAGUCUUGGUCUCUAUUUAAGCAAAUGGCCUUCAAAGAAGGGAAAGAGCCAAAAAUCCAUGUCUAG